Cavenderia fasciculata is the source of this 1293-nucleotide messenger RNA. RefSeq names its product esterase/lipase/thioesterase domain-containing protein. The transcript has 4 exons. Lineage: Eukaryota; Evosea; Eumycetozoa; Acytosteliales; Cavenderiaceae. The coding region runs from base 1 to 1293 and encodes 430 amino acids. Gene Ontology annotation, cellular component: nucleus. Gene Ontology annotation, biological process: regulatory ncRNA-mediated heterochromatin formation. The record is from RefSeq and is a predicted model, not a curated record. Gene Ontology annotation, molecular function: siRNA binding.
AUGAAAAGAACAGAUACUUCAUCCAUUUCGUCACCAACGAUAAAGAAAAAGAAAGAUAUGGAGGGAGGUCAAAUAACAACCAAAGGAAAAGAUAAUAAUAUGAGUGACCAACAACAACAAGUAGUACAAAAUAUAACUACAUCAUCACCAACUCAUGAAGAGGAAGAAGAUUAUAGUUCAUACAAGACAAUUGAAGAGUUUGGAUAUAGAUACAAUGAUAAAGGACAAUUAAGAUCAAUCAAGGAUGAUAGUACAUUUAAAUUUGUAACACAAGAACAUUAUGAUGCAUUGGGUGAUGUUGUUGCAACGACCAUUCAAAAGAUGAUGACUCAAGAACCAUACCACCUCAUAGAACUACAAAUACCAGAGGAUAACAUCGAAGGUGUAGAUCCUACCAAACCACAUACCAAUAUCUUUUUGAGUGAUGAUUUCUACGCCAACGAAGAGAGAUUGUUAAUCAUCAUUUGUGGUAGUGGAAGAGUUGUUGCUGGUCAAUGGGCAAGAUCAAUUUGUAUUAAUGAUACAUUGGGAAAAGGAACAAUCUUUGAAUAUUUAGAGCAAGCUAAAAAGAAUAACUUUUCAUUUAUUAUUCUUAAUCCAAAUCAAACAAGAGGAGAGUAUAUCGGAAAGAAUGGUAAACCAAAGAUGGGAUCAGUUCCAGGAAGUGAAACACCAUACAAUCACGUUCAAUAUGUAUACGAUCAUUAUAUUGUAAAAUCAAAGGCCAAGGCAAUCACUAUUAUUGCCCAUUCAUUUGGUGGACAAUUAACAAUGCACAUCUUGGAAAGUAGACCAAAAAUAAUGGACAAGUUAAAAGCAAUUGGUUUGACAGACAGUGUCCACUCUCAUAGUGUUUUGAGAAGAUCAAAUGUAGAAUCUGAUUCAGAGGACGACGAUGAUGACAAUGAACAAAACACUCAAUACAAAUAUACAAAGGCACAAAAAGUAGAGAAUAACAAAAAGGUUCUUAAAUUCAUUUCAAACAAUUGUAUCAAUUGGGUAGCUUCAAAACAACCAGUUGGUCAAGACCUUGGUUUCAGUACCUAUCAAUCUUGUCAACACAGAAGUUCCGGUCAUACUAAACAUGAAUAUACUUCUAGUUCAUAUGUACUACAUCUCACAGAGACCCCAAUCAUAUAUUUAUUUAUUUAUUCUUUUAAAUCUAGAUCAAAAAAUAUGUUAUUAGCAUUGAGAAUUGUUUGCAGCAUUUUACCAGCUUUGUUUACAUUAUUGCUAUCAGCAUUUAUGAUAAAUUCUUUUGUUUUGGUAGAAAAUUUAAUUCAUAUUUUUUAA